AAGGCCAUUUGUGCAAAUGCUCCAUUUUCACGCUCACACACAAAAACAUAACUUUUCUACAAUUCUCAAAGUUUUCUCUAUUUUAUGUACUUCUAUUUGCUGAAGGUUUGUAAAUUUGGGAAUUUGACUCAAAAGUUUCGGACUUAUUGCAUAAGAAGCAUAAUUGGCACAGAAUUAAUCAACGGCUGGAGGGAGGAGGUGCAGAAAAGACGAAUGAGAGACACAACUGAGGCAAAUGCCUAUUUUUGAAGCGUAGAGCUGGUGUAUGCACUCUUCACUUGCCUCAUUGUAUAACUAUUGCAUCAUUCUUGUAUGAGUAGCUAACGAAACAGGGUUGAAGAUGUGGAGCUUAAUAAUAAAAUAUUUUUCAUGAUUGUUUUAUGAUGCUUGUUUAGCAAAAAUACGCUUGUUUGUGUCUUGUACAUCAAUUUCAGAUCAUUUGGUCUAAUUUUCAACCAUGUGAUUACAAUUUCUAACCAUUUGAACCAAGUCCGUUCUAACUGGCCCUUAAGGCAAUUCACUGUGCCUGAGAACUUGGUUAUUAUAUCUCUGAGAUAAUCAGAAAUACCUCUGGUAACUGAAUUUUUUUGCCUCCGGAGAUAACCAUUUAGCAUUAAAAAGUAGGAGUGAAAAUUUUGCUGAAUUUCCAUGGACACUCAUUUUUCAAACAUUGUAGGACUCGACCCUCGAUAUGGCUGCAUUCUAUACUCUUUUCCCUAGUUAAUGCAGCUGGAAUUCCAAAUAAUUGAGUUAGUUUACCUCAAGCGGAUUUGAACCAAUUUGCUACUCAGGAAUGCUUUCAAUGUUUGCCAGAAUCUUUCUUCAAAGGACUUCAUAUUCAGCUAUAUUAACCAACAGCACCAGCACUUUUAGGUGUCUUAAAACUAUAACACCUUCCGUCGACCCGGAUAGCAAUCCUUUCGGGGGCAAAGGUAGUUGCAGCAGAAGUGUACCUAAUGAUGACUACUUUGCGACAAUUCAUCAUAUAUCUAACAUUGUUCGGCGAGAUAUUUACAUGGAGCGGACCCUCAACAAGAUGCAUAUUUCUAGUAUUGUUAACUCAGAACUGGUUUACCGUAUCCUUCGAAGUUGUUGCCAACAUGGUAUUGAAUCAUUUCGCUUCUUUAAUUGGGCUCGGACUCAACACCCUCAGUAUGACCCAACGACCGUCGAGUUUGAAGAGCUUCUUAAAACCCUUGCCCGAACUGCCCACUGGGAGACAAUGUGGAAAGUAGUCCAGCAGAUGAAAGCCCAGAAUAUCCCUAUCUCACCCUCCAUCGUUUCAUUUAUUAUUGAACACUAUGGUAAGCGUGGUCUCAUUGAUCAGGCUGUCGAGCUCUUCAACCGGCUCAAGAACUUCAAUUGUCCUCAUACCACCGAAGUAUACAAUGCUUUGCUUUUUGCUCUUUGCGAGGUCAAGAAUUUCCAAGGGGCCUAUGCAUUGAUUCGGAGGAUGAUACGAAAAGAUACUGUUCCGGAUAAGAAGACAUAUUCCAUUCUUGUAAAUGGCUGGUGUUCGGCAGGGAAGAUGAGAGAGGCACAAGAGUUUUUGGAGGAAAUGAGUCGAAAGGGAUUCAAUCCUCCGGUACGCGGGAGGGACCUUCUAAUUGAUGGGUUGCUUAAUGCUGGCUAUCUUGAAUCAGCUAAAGGGCUGGUGAGGAAAAUGACAAAGGAGGGGUUCGUUCCAGAUGUUGGAACUUUCAAUUCGUUGGCAGAAGCUAUAUGUAAAACCGGGGAGAUUGAUUUUUGCAUUGACCUUUUCAAUGAUGUUUGUAGAUUGGGGAUUUGUCCUGAUAUUGAGACUUAUAAGAUUGUGAUAACUGCAGCAUCAAAAGUAGGGAGGAUAGAUGAGGCAUUUCAGAUUCUUCAUCGGUCAAUUGAAGAUGGACAACGGCCAUUUCCUAGUUUAUAUGCUCCAAUUCUAAAAGCUUUCUUCCGCAGAGGACAGUUUGAUGAUGCAUUUAGCUUUUUCAGUGAGAUGAAGCUGAAGGGGCAUCCACCGAAUCGCCCACUUUAUACUAUGUUGAUAAAGAUGUGCACUCGUGGAGGUAGAUUUUUAGAGGCUGCUAACUAUUUAGUAGAAAUGACCGAGUUAAAUCUGUUGCCUAUGUCACGAAGCUUUGACAUGGUCACAGAUGGAUUGAAGAAUUGUGGGAAGCAUGAUCUAGCCAAAAGGAUCGAGCAGUUGGAGAUAUCCAUUAAAGGCAUCUGAAUCAAUGUGUGGCUCUAGCUAAAGUGUUCUCUGUAUCACUGCACUUGAGGAAGAUUACAUUCUUAAAGUUGAAAAGGUGUACAGUUGAGGUGCCACAUUGUUCAACCAACCUCAGCUCAUUUGUGGCGUUUUGCCUUGUAGAGCACCUAUUUGAACGUCUCUAGCCACGAUUUUGAGUAAUUUGGAACGAAAUCACGAAAGAGCCUUUAACGGUGUGAAGAUCAUUACAAAGGCAAUAGUUUGUUUUCUGUUGGUUCCAACUUAUAAAAGGCAAUUGUAAACUACUGGUGAAAAAUCACCAGAAAUGCUUUUGUUGAUAGUCCUUAAAUUAUUCAAGCUACAUUAAGCUUGUGAGGGGUUGUCUUUAGAUGCUGAGUUUUCUGUGGGAAUAACUUGAUUCUUUCUCUGAGUGAGUUGUUCUUGUAUCCUUUUAGCAACACUAGCUUCUAAUGUAUCAUUCAGAAGCGGAUCCAGGAUUUGAAUUUUAUAGGUUCAGACUCAGAAUUUCUACCACAUUGCAUCUAAUUUACUGGAUUCGAAACC
Nicotiana tabacum (common tobacco) is the source of this 2755-nucleotide messenger RNA. The record is from RefSeq and is a predicted model, not a curated record. NCBI's taxonomy places the organism in Eukaryota, Viridiplantae, Streptophyta, Magnoliopsida, Solanales, Solanaceae.